AUGUCACUUGUGCCUUUUUUCCCCUUAAAAACUAAACAAAGCGGCUGUGUUCAGUGGCCCCUCAGGAAGGCCAGUCAUUUCCUGAGGAGAUAUCAGGCCAGCCCAGGCAUUGUUUCAAUUUCCAGCAAUGGCUGCUAUUACCUGAGCAGCAGUACAGCUGGUCUCUCUGCUGUCCUGGGAGAAGUUACCAGAGUGUUUUUUUCUGCUUUUCACAGGGCGGGUUUCUCACCAUUGGUGCGCGGCAAGUAUUUUCUGCCCCUGGGGCAUGGCACGAAGGCUGAACUAACUGCCCAAAAGUCUUCACGCUCAGGAUGCAGCUGGGGUGGGUCCAAGGGGGCAAGAUGUGGCUUGGAGUCCUGCUGACACUUCUGCUCUGUUCAAGCCUUGAGGGUCAAGAAAACUCUUUCACCAUCAACAGCAUCCGCAUGGCGUUCCUGCCACGCCAGGAGGUACAGAACGGGGACAACUUGACCCUGCAGUGCAUCGUGGAUAUCAGCACCACCUCGCAUGUCAAGCCUCAGUACCAGCUGCUGUUCUACAAGGAUGACACGCUGUUUCACAACAUCUCCUCCACGGAGAGCACAGAGAGUUAUUUCAUUCCCCAAGCCCGGGUCUACAACGCAGGGAUAUACAAAUGCACUGUGCUUCUGAACAACAAGGAGAGAACCACUUCGGAGUACAAGGUGUUGGUGAAAAGAGUGUCCACUCCCAUAGUGACGCUGGACAAAAAAGAGGCGAUAGAAGGCGGGGUCGUGAAGGUCCGUUGUUCUGUCCCGGAAGAAAAGCCUCCAGUACAUUUCACCAUUGAAAAAUUCGAACUAGAUAUAAAAGAUUUCAAGCAAAAAAGAGAAAAAACUUCUCCGAACCAGAAUUUUGUGACGCUGGAAUUCACUGUCGAGGAACAAGACCGUGUGAUAUUUUUCCAGUGUCAAGCUCGCAUCAUUUCUGGGACACAUGUGGAGAAUUCUACAAUCGUCAGGAGUGACCUGGUCACCGUGAGGGAAUCCUUCUCGAAUCCCAAGUUUCACAUCAGCCCCGAAGGAGUGAUCACAGAAGGGGACGAACUGCACAUUAGGUGCACCAUCCAAGUGACGCCCAUGGUCCAGGUGUUUCCAGAAAUCAUAAUCCAGAAGGACAAGGUGAUUGUGGCACACAGCCAGCACAAGAACGAGGCCACCUACUCGGUGAUGGCCAUGACAGAGCACAAUGGCAAUUACACGUGCAAAGUGGAAACCAGCCGGAUAUCCAAGGUCAGCAGCAUCGUGGUCAACAUUACAGAGCUAUUUUCCAAGCCGAAGCUGGAAUCUUCCGCUACAAGUCUGGACCAGGAUGAAAGGCUGAACCUGUGGUGUUCCAUCCCAGGAGCGCCUCCAGUCAACUUCACCAUCCAGAAGGAAGGCGUGAUCGUGUCGCAGGCUCAAAAUUUCACCAAGAAAGCCUCAAAGUGGGACAGUGGGACAUAUACCUGCAUCGCAGGCAUGGGCCAGGUGGUCAAGAAAAGCAACACGAUCCAGAUAACGGUGUGUGAAAUGCUCUCCAAACCCCAGAUUUUUUAUGACUCCGGGUCUGAGGUGAUAAAAGGACAGGCCAUAAAAGUCAGUUGCCAAUCGGAAAAUGGAACCUCGCCUAUUUCUUAUCGCCUUUUAAAAGCAAAUAACAUUUUGGAGACUCGUACACUGGCCUCAAAUGAGCCCGCAGUAUUCAAAGAUAAUCCAACAAACGACACAGAAUACCAGUGUUUUGUGAAAAAUUGCCAUUCCCACACUGAAAUGGAGAGUAAACGUCUGAAGGUCAAGGUGAUAGCCCCGGUGGAGAACGUCACGCUCUCUAUCCUGCAGAAUAAGAUGGUGGAGUCUGGGAAUGAUAUUGUGCUUCGAUGCUCUGUGAACAACGCAUCUGGUCCCAUUACCUACAAGUUUUACAGAGAAAAGGAGGUCAGGCCUUUCUACCAAAACAUCUCGAGUGAAACCAAGGCCUUUUGGUUCAAGACACAAGCUAGCAAGGAGCAUGAGGGACAGUAUUACUGCACGGCCUCCAACAGAGCCAACCAUGCCAAAAAUGUCCCCCAAAGCAACAUAUUGACAGUCAGAGUCUUUCUUGCCCCAUGGAAGAAAGGACUUAUUGCAGUGGUUGUCAUCGGAGUAAUAAUUGCCAUCUUGGUACUUGGGGCCAGAUGCUAUUUUUUGAAGAAAGCCAAGGCCAAGCAGAUGCCAGUGGAGAUGUCCAGGCCGGCAGUACCACUUCUGACCUCCAACAAUGAGAAGAUGUCAAAUUUCAAUACUGAAGCCAACAGUCCUUACGAUUACAAUGAAGACACUGGAAACCAUGCGAUGAAACCAAUGAAUGAAAAUAAAGAGCCUAUGACCUUGGAGUACACAGAAGUGGAAGUGACCUCAUGUGAGCCUCACGAAGGUCUGAGAACGAAGGGCACGGAGACAGUGUACAGUGAAAUCCGGAAAGCUGACCCUGAUUUCAUGGGAAACAGACAUUCUAGAACGGAAGGCUCCCUGGUUGGAACUUAGGACUGCAAGAGCGGACGCUCCUCCAAAGGAGGACACCCACAUUCCAGGAAGAACAGAUGAUUCCCCAUUCCAAGAGUUCUGUGCACUUAUUUCUGAACCUGUCCUGCUCCCACUGAACACAGCGAUUCCUCAGGUCAAGUCACCAGUUCUUAAAGACGUCUUACUACGUUUCUGUUGGGGAUAAAGAGAUGCAGAAGGGCUGGUUAAUUGCCCACACAGCCCACUUCCCACUGAGUUGGAACAUCCUCGGGAGUGGAGAGCAGCAGAAGGAGGUUCAGAGUCUGCAGGCCAUCGGAAUAUUUUGAAACUUGAAUAUUUUGUCUUGUACAGAGAUAAAGAACUUUUCCAAGUACCCUCACGCACAGAAACCUGUUUUGUUUUUGUUUUUGUUUUUUUUUGUAGUCAAUCUCUUCUAGCAAAUGGCCUGGCUUCGGGGCUAGUUUUUCUCUUUGCCUUUGGUCCUUCAACAGCCUGUGGUUCUGGGUCGUCCUGUCCCUCGGAAGUGCACAGCACUGACCAGACAACUGCCCCCUGACCCCUCUACGACCUCACCCACCACAGGUGGGAAAACAAAGCUGCUUGGGAGCGACCCCAUUGAAAUGUCAACUUGAAGAUGAGGUUCAUUCCGGGAUAUGCACAACAUAGAAAAUGAAGUUGGACAAAGCACAGAUGUUCUUAAGCUGUUUUUCUAUAUUCUUUCUUUCUUUCCCUCUACCAUGCUGACGGCUGAAAUACAGGAAGAUGGUUGCCUACAGCAAAUAUUAUUUUUAAUAGAAAAAUGAAAUGCAUAUUUUUCUUACUAAUAUUUUUUAUUUAUUCCUUGCUAAAGAAAUGGUUUCCUGAGAUUUUAAGGUGUUUCUGAUGGUGUCUUGAGUGAGUGGACGAGGGGCUGCGGCCAUUUUGUCGUGGAAUUUCACUAGUGGGCAUACCUAACCGAGACCGCUCCUUCCAUCCACCUCAGUGACAUAGCUGCAGGGACCCUGAGGGAUGUUGUAUUAAAUAAAUUUGAUUUUUACUCUUCA
Messenger RNA from Rhinolophus ferrumequinum (greater horseshoe bat), 3544 nucleotides. RefSeq names its product platelet and endothelial cell adhesion molecule 1 (gene PECAM1). Gene Ontology annotation, molecular function: transmembrane signaling receptor activity. NCBI's taxonomy places the organism in Eukaryota, Metazoa, Chordata, Mammalia, Chiroptera, Rhinolophidae. The record is from RefSeq and is a predicted model, not a curated record. Bases 312 to 2522 code for a protein of 736 amino acids. The transcript has 16 exons. Gene Ontology annotation, biological process: cell surface receptor signaling pathway.